CAGACACAUGCCUGAUGAUGAUGAUGCACAACAAGAAGGCGCACAUCAACUGCCGCCAGCUGUUGGCGGUGGCUGUAGUUGUUCUGGUGACACUCUUCCUGUCUGUGCCCUGCUGCGCCGCCGCCGCCACCGCUGCUGCUAAGGAUGCGGCGACAUCCGAAGCGGUUGUGGAAAAUCAGCCUGUCUUGUUUGGGCAUGUUGGGCGUGAACAGGCGGCGUGCUCGGACGUGCGUGCUGCCCACCACACACUCACACAACAACUUUCCGCAGCCAUGGACGAAGAACUUGCGCACGGCACCAACGCCUCCGCCAAGCGGCUGCAACACCACUUGCAGGAGGCAGUGGCAACUGCAGCCGCGCUGCAGAAGGCCUUGGACCAUCUCUGCCCUUCAUCCACGCCCCUUGUCAUCCAAGACACGCACACCAGUCCGCUGCAGCAGCAACAGCAACCGCAGCAGCAAUGGCAACAGCAGCAACAGCGACGUGAGCGGCGUAGCGACACGAGUGGCGCUCUGUCUUCGCUGCAGGCGACCAACGAUAACAGCCUGUUGGAUGAGGUGCCUUGUCGGCUGUCAACUCUCAUCACCGAGGGUACUUGCCCACGACCAGUCCACACCCUCCCUCCUGGCUCACCCCUCUCGCUCCUCGUCGACGUGAACAUGUUUGUGGACAUGACAAACGCCACGCGGGCAAGCGCAGCUGCUGGACUUUUGCAGCUCUCGCUCACGGUGCGACCACGCACCUUCACCGUGCACGGCGCCAACUUCACCUUGGGCACCUUGUCCUGGGUAUUGGAGAACGCCAACUGGGAGAGCGUCAGCACCAUAAACGUUCGCGGUGUGGUCACCAACCAUCUGCACCUCAGCAUCUUCAACCCACUCAGCAACGUGACCACCAUCGCUUUCGCCAACAGCACGAUCGUCCACCUCUCGCAACGCGGUCCCAACGGCAACACGCACCCGCCCUUGGCUCGCGCCGCCCAGCUGACCCACCUCUUCCUCAACAACAGUCACAUUGAGAUUGUGGACCAAGGCACCUUCGCCGGCCUGCAGGCGUUGGAGGUUCUCUCGUUUCACAGUAACCAGCUGACACGUGUGGACAGCAGCCUGUUUGGGCAUCUCCCCAGCAUCCGCUUCCUCGAUCUCGCCUUCAACAGCAUUACCACAAUCGCAUCCAGGUCAUUCAGAGACCUGACCACGCUUGAAUUCCUGCGACUGCAGGGCAACGACGUGGAACAGCUGCCCGAUGACAUGUUCGUGGGCCUCUCACGCCUGCGGCAGCUGAACAUUGGUGGCCUACCACUCACCGAGCUUCACCCGCAACUCUUGGCGCCUUUACGGCAGCUGCGUUCCAUCCGCAUGCGUUUCCUGCAAGUCACCGCUCUCCCCGCCACCCUCUUCUCCAACAACCGCUUGCUUGAGACUGUCAACAUGGAGCGCGGCCGCGUCCACACCAUCCCCGCCAACACGUUCGCAGGCCUCAACAACCUCGACUUUCUCGAGCUGUCACAGAACAACAUCCCCUUCCUUGAUGCGGCCUGGUUUGGUGCCGGCGCCCCCAACCUGACGAAGCUGUGGGUCGUGCAGAAUGAGCUGACCGACAUCUCCCCUGAACUCCCGACACUGCUGCCGCGCCUCGACCAUCUGAGCCUGCAGCAGAACAUGCUCACCAGCAUCCCUGCCCAGGUGCUACGCGACCAGGACAGUCUUCGCAUCAUCGACAUCAGCAACAACAGGCUGCGCUCCCUCCCUGCGGGCAGCUUCGAGCGGCUGCCACGACUUCGCCACAUCUCCCUCGCUAACAACGAGCUCACAGCGCUGCCGUCGUUCCCGCUCCUCCCCGGCCUUCAAUCCAUCCGCCUCAACCACAACCAGCUCACGCAACUGCCCGACUUGCUGCAGUUCCCAGCCCUGAGGGAGUUCUACUUCAACAACCACCGCGUGCCACACCUCAACCUCAAUGCCGUCGUGGACCUGACGGAGCUGUGGCGCCUGGAGGUUGCCGCCCACCCAGACAUGCCGCCAGCCACGAUCAAGGUCGCGCCAACCGUCGGCAACAAGUUGGCAACGCCGCUGCGCGUGCUGGAUGUGCGCAAUGUGGACGUGCGUGAGGUUGCGCCCCUCUUCUUCGACAAUUCGCGCGUGCACGUGGAGGCGCUGUACGCCGGCUGGCCGGGCAUGGAUGAGACGACCGUGCGAACCGAAGACAUUUGCCGCUUCCUGAAGCCGCUUGACACCACGCUGCAGCUGACCAACACCGGGUACAAGCACCUCAACCUGUGCCCGGACCACGUGUUUGACGUGCUACUGCUGCAGAACAACCCGGAGUUGGUGAGCCUGCGCGUCACAUCGCCCGUGUCGCAGUUCAACGUGUCAGGCUGCACCAACCUGCACGAGCUGGCGCUGCCAACCGCGGACAUUCUCGACAUCAGCGGCACGCGCGUGCCCCCCGUGCGCUCGCUGUGUUCCCAGUGGGGUAGCGAGGUGGUGGUGGCGAGGAACUGGAAAAGUGACGCCCUCAUGAAAUCGCGCGAGCGUGUGCGUUCGAUGUUGGAACGGUGCUUUGUGUACAGCAACGUGCUGCUGCUUGACCUUAGCGACAACGCCUGGCUCGACAAGCCCGAGCUGGUGAAGGACGCCACCCUCGACCUUACCGUCCUCUCGAGCAACGAAGUGCUGACUCAGCAGUUUGUGUCGCUGGACAGCAGGGCCAACAUACCCAUUGUGGAGUUGACAGGCACGCCCAUCUCGUGCCAGCUCGAGCUCACGCACGUGCGGACGCGGCUGGUCCCAGACAUCUUGCAGCAGGAGUAUCGAUUGGCGUACUACCACGCCUGCGACUGUGCACGCGGGUAUGCCCGCAGCGGCGGCCGUUGCAAGCCCGUGACGCGCGACAUCACAGCAGCGGUGCUGGGCACGCUGGCGGGCGUGUUUGCGUUCCAGGGCCUCUUGUUUGCUGUGUACUGGACGUACAAGCGGCAGCGACGCCUGCAGACGGACAACGCGCUCAAGGAGAAGCUGCUGGUGGAGCGAGACGCGGAGGUGAUGGCGCUGAAGAAGGGGUGGGAGAUCGAGUACGGCGAGCUGGAGAUGCGGCGGCACAUCUGCACGGGCGCGUUUGGCGACGUGUGGGAGGGGCGCUGGGACACGGUGCGGGUGGCGGUCAAGGUGAUGAAGCAAGAGGUGUUGCUGUUUGACGAGACGACGAUGCAGGAGUUUGAGAAGGAGGUUGAGUUCUUGCAGCGGACACGGCAUCCACACCUGGUGCGGUUCUUUGGGGCGGGCACCGAUCCCAACGGCAGCCCGUUCCUUGUGCUGGAGUAUGUCGCACUCGGAUCGCUGACCGAGCUGUUGGAGAAGGAUUUGGGUAUUGUGCUUGCAGCGCACAAGCAAGAGAAGCGCGAGGCGCGCCACCCGUGCGAUGAUGAGUCAUCGUGCAUCACCCCAUCAACAGCAACUGCGGUGGAGAUGACGGCGUGGGACCUGAAGCAGCGGCUGGCAGGCGACAUUGCCUGCGGCAUGGCGUUUAUCCACUCCCUCGACCAAGUCCACAGAGACCUGAAGAGCGGCAACGUGCUGGUGUCGAGCGCGCUGCGCGGAAAGAUCACGGACUUUGGGUCCAUCCGCGAGCGUCUUCAGCGCCACGACCGCCACAGCAGCACGGCAAGCAGCAUGCUGGCCACAGACGACACGCCGUCCAUGUUCUCGUCUGGCUUGGGCCGCAUGCGCUCACUGCGGCGGCCCGACUCCCGCGCCGAGAUGAAGUACUCACGCGCUGUGGGCGCGAAGACGAUGCACCUGAGCAUGACGGCUGGCGUGGGCACGCCCAUGUACAUGGCACCGGAGGCCCUGUAUGGGCGGGAGUAUGGGCAGAAGGCAGACGUGUUCAGCUUUGGGGUUGUGCUGUGGGAGAUUGUGACGCAGCAGCAGCCGGACAUUAUUGCCCAAGAGUACGGCGACACCUUUGACGGCCCUUUGUUCCCCACCAUCAAGCAGCUGCUCGAGGAUGGCAAGCGCCUUCGCUUCCCAGACGAUUCAGAGGCCUCGCCAGGAUCGUCGUUGGCGCCAGCAUGGUUCCGUGACAUGGCCGUGGCGUGCAUGGCGCAAACACCAAAGGACCGUCCCACAUUCCAGGAGCUGGAGAAGAAGCUGCGGUACUCAACCACUUGAGGCAGUCCUCACUCACUCGCUUGCUCGCUUGUUCACUUGGUUGCUGGCUGUUAUGUUACGGCUUGCCUGGCAACGGCACCGCCCCCUUUUCCCUGCCACUUGUGCUCGUGAUGGUGCGGCACAUCUCCAGCACACAAUCAUGCAGUGUUCCUCCAUUCCAUUCCAUUCCAGUCUAGCUUGACCCGGCCUUCCUGUGUUGCUUGCUGUACAUGAACUUCAUCCUUGAUUUGCCUUGGUUGUGCGGCGGUCCUCUGGUUGCCGGCAAGCUUGCAAUACCACCAACUCUGGUCGGA
This is a messenger RNA of Salpingoeca rosetta, 4462 nucleotides long. Its product is annotated as TKL protein kinase. The record is from RefSeq and is a predicted model, not a curated record. Gene Ontology annotation, biological process: protein phosphorylation. Bases 15 to 4169 code for a protein of 1384 amino acids. The transcript is spliced from 3 exons. Gene Ontology annotation, molecular function: ATP binding; protein kinase activity; protein binding. Lineage: Eukaryota; Choanoflagellata; Craspedida; Salpingoecidae.